This is a messenger RNA of Hyaloscypha bicolor E, 2688 nucleotides long. RefSeq lists its product as uncharacterized. The coding region runs from base 1 to 2688 and encodes 895 amino acids. Gene Ontology annotation, molecular function: zinc ion binding. The record is from RefSeq and is a predicted model, not a curated record. NCBI's taxonomy places the organism in Eukaryota, Fungi, Ascomycota, Leotiomycetes, Helotiales, Hyaloscyphaceae. The transcript is spliced from 2 exons.
AUGCGCCCCCCAAGAAUCAUCAUAGCCGUGGCCUUCUUCCUGACCACGGUAUUCUUGACAUUCCUGUCCCUACGAUCCUCGCACCCCCCUCACACCAUUACGACAACAGCGCCAGCGGCACCGAAGACGGGCCUACAAGCACUCUUCGCCUUUCGAGCGCCCUUCUCUCUCUUCCCACCGAAUGCCGUCAUCACCUUGACACACGAUAACACUACCGCUUUUCUAGCUCGGCCGGCUGCAUUUGGGCCGUAUUUGCCAACAGCUGGACUUAAGGGACAAGUGUGGAUAGGGAGUGGAUUUGGAGAUGAUAGCCUUCGACAAGGUGCAGUCGCCGCAGGGGCCGAGGGCGAGUUAGGCUGCAGUGAUGUGCCAGGGUGGGUGGAGAGCGAUGCAAAAUCUGGCGCUGCGAUAUCUGAAGGAGGAAAAUCCGGGGAUGGUAAGUCUGCGACGAUUACAGCAAGGUCGAAAUUACACAAAAGGGGUGAAGAUGGCCCCUUCGAUGACCGGGCUGCAGUGCCGGAGAAGGGAGCGAUAGAAGACAAUUCAAAGCCUUCUGCGGACGAUGGUACUGAUGACUACCUUCACCAUCCCUUGCCCGACUCAACCGUAUCGAAGUCGACAGACAAACCUACGGAUUCGAGAGCGGACCACGCGGACAUUCAGUCAAUACAAGAAGGGGCAGAGAUUUCCGGGAAAGUCGUGCUUUUGAGUCGCGGUGGCUGUGGCUUUCUGGAAAAAGUCAAGUGGGCACAGCGCCGGGGGGCAAUUGCUCUCAUUGUCGGCGACAACAUAAAGGGUGAAGGAUUGGUGCAGAUGUACGCCCGAGGAGACACAUCGAAUGUGACGAUACCAGCUGUUUUCACAUCGUGGACUACAGCACAUCUUUUAUCUUCUCUGAUCGGCCCAGGAAGCUUUAUCGAAGACAUCAUUGAUGAAAAUGGAAAGCCAGCUUUGAAGGUCCAACAUACAGACAAGCCAAAGAAGGCAAAGAAGAAGCAUGAUUCUCAGCCUACCUUUACAGUCACAGCCCCAGCCACCAAAGCAACAGCCACGUCUAAGGCGCGGAAGAAGACAUCAACUAGAACAGAAGAGAAACCGUCAGGGAUCACCACAGAAAGACCAGGGUGGUUUAAGUCUCUUUUUUUUGGUCCGAACAGAGGGGGUUCAAAGUCAGAGAGCAGCCGACCACCGAGUAGCGGGCAAUUAGAUUGGGUUCUAGUUGAUGAUUGGAAGGAUGAGCAUGGACCUGGGUCUGAGAAGAUAUCGACGAAGCCAAACAAGAAAGCAGAUUCCAGCAAGAAGACGUCGCAAAAGGGCAAGUCUAAACCAGCCAAUGGGGAUGAUUUUGUAAUUGGUGUUCAAGAUUGGAGAGAUCCUGAUCUUGUAGGAUCUUCAGGGAGCAAAGAUGCCGACACGAAUGCCAAAGGAUCCGCAAUAAAGGCAGAUGGGAAAUCAGAUGGUACCAAGAAUUCUUCUCCUCGGCCGACUUCGCCGGGGAAGAAGACUGCUGGAGGAGCUCUCCAAGAAGUUCCCGAGCACGUGCCUCCUCUUCGUGGCGGUAGCAUUACCCCAGGAAGUGGGGAGUACAACACAAAGAGUUCGCCACCAGAUGACAAGUCUUCAAAAAAGGACGACUUGAAAGGUGUGACUACAUCUGGAACCAAAUCGAAAGGACUUCUUACAACCAUUUUCGGCGAUGAUGAGGAAGACGUGGAAUUUGUGACAAGCACCUCGAGUGAGGCCGAAGACAACGUCUCUCUUGAUGAUAAUGAGGGGGAUGGCGAUGAUGAGUAUGAGGGAUUGUGGGUUACUCUAACACCUACGAGUGGUGCAAGCCCUUUCCUCGACACACUAUUGGUGUUAGUAGUGAGCCCUUUGGUCACUCUAACGAUAGUCUAUGCUCUGCUCCUGAUUCGAUCUCGUAUCCGAAGACGCCGAUGGAGAGCACCGAAGUCUGUCGUCGAAAGACUCCCAGUGAGGACUUACCAGACCAUUCAGUCACCUGGAAACCAAUCUCCUAGAUUACCAAGCCCGACAAGCUCAUCUGUCACAACCCCGCUCCUUCAAAGCUCAUCUCCUAUGAGACCACGACCACGAUCCAGAACGACGACGGGAAUACCAGAGCCUGGAGAUUUAAUUCGCGUCAAUUCACACCCCCUGCAAAUACCAUCACAAACACCUCGACCUCCAGAGCACGAGAAGAAUGCGAGCGAAUCGAGUGAGUGGAGAAAGCACAUGAACAAACAAGUGGAGUGCGUCGUUUGUCUUGAAGAGUAUGUCGAUGGGGUCAGUCGGGUGAUGAGUCUGCCUUGUGGUCACGAGUUCCAUGUUGAUUGCAUUACACCGUGGCUAACCACUCGACGGAGGACUUGCCCCAUAUGCAAAGGCGACGUCGUUCGUUCUCUUGCCCGGGGCUCCCCAUCGAGUCCUCGCUACGAACCGUAUCAUGAUGACAGUGACGACGAUAUCCAGGCCCAAGCAGCUGAGACAGUAAAUAACUCUUCAACCUCUGCACUCCCUAUCGAUGGCACUCUUGAUGAGGAGGAUGUAGAACAAGGCAUUGUUUCUCCAACACCCAACCGUCCACAAAGAACGGACCGAACAGGAAGUUGGAGAGGUCUACUGGCCAGCAGUCUUGGAUCAACAUCACGAAGUCCAAGGCCACCUCAAGAAGAUCGAGACCGAUAG